Messenger RNA from Aspergillus melleus, 1955 nucleotides. RefSeq names its product alpha-N-arabinofuranosidase. Gene Ontology annotation, biological process: L-arabinose metabolic process; polysaccharide catabolic process. Gene Ontology annotation, molecular function: alpha-L-arabinofuranosidase activity. The record is from RefSeq and is a predicted model, not a curated record. The coding region runs from base 402 to 1916 and encodes 504 amino acids. Lineage: Eukaryota; Fungi; Ascomycota; Eurotiomycetes; Eurotiales; Aspergillaceae. The transcript has 7 exons.
GCCAACUGGGGGGAGGAGAGACGCUCAUUAAAGGCCGCGUGCUGAUUGACGGAAGAUCUCGUGGCGCUGCCUCGGCUCCAACACCAAGACGACGGCGCCGUCCAAGACUGUCAUCCUACAGCAUCAGCUCACGAUUCCCUAUAUCUCUCCGUGGCCUGGAACCACCCCGCAGGGGAUUUGCCCAAUUCAUCCCCCAUGGCUGGCGCUGAAAUCGGAAACAUUAAUAUUAGCCGUCAAGUCGCUUCCGCCACAACAGCUUGGUCCUUCAACUGGUCAUCGUUCAAUCCCAUCUUUCCCUUUUUCUGUUAUUAUUCUUCGAUUUGCCUUUUAUUUUGCACGCUUCCUGCCAAUCACCUGCUCCCCCUGCUUCGACACGUUCUGUCGGCCGCAUCGCAUCAACCAUGACCACCUUCACGCAGCUCAGUGACCAGGAUGCGCCUAGUCUUGCCAUCCACCCAUCCCGACGUAUUUCCAAGAUCAACCCUAACAUCUAUGCGGGGUUCACAGAGCACAUGGGCCGCUGCAUCUAUGGCGGCAUCUACGAUCCGGGUAACCCCUUGUCUGAUGAGAACGGAUUCCGGAAGGAUGUCCUCGAAGCUUUGAGGGAUCUGGACAUCCCUGUCGUCCGUUACCCCGGUGGUAACUUUAUGGCGACCUAUCAUUGGAUCGAUGGAGUUGGACCCAAGGACAAGCGGCCUUCGAGGCCCGAGCUUGCUUGGCUGGGAACGGAGACGAACCAGUUUGGAACCGAUGAGUUCUUGAAAUGGUGUGAGGUCCUUGGGACCGAGCCCUACUUCUGCCUAAACUUCGGAACUGGCACUCUCGAUGAAGCGCUGGCUUGGGUCGAAUACUGCAACGGCACCAGAGACACUUACUAUGCCAACCUCCGCCGUAAGAAUGGUCGCGAGGAGCCGUACAACGUCAAAUACUGGGCCCUCGGAAACGAAACAUGGGGCCCAUGGCAGGUUGAGCAGAUGACCAAGGAAGCGUACGCCCACAAGGCAUUCCAAUGGGCAAAGGCCCUGAAGCUCCUGGACCCCUCCCUAGUCCUGGUCCUGUGUGGACAAGAUGGCACCGCGUCCUGGGACUACUACACUCUGAAGCAGUGUCUGCUUCCCGCCCACUCCCCCCUCUCCACCAGCACCGUCCCCCUCAUCGACAUGCACAGCAUCCACCUGUACACGUCGUCCUCGUCCCACCUUCCCAAUGCCACUGCUCCCUUGGCCGCCGAGCGCGCCAUUGAAAUCACCUCCUCCCUCAUCGAUCUCGCGCGGAUCGAGAACGGUGUGCCGCCCGACCAGCUCCGUCCCACUAUCUGCUUCGACGAAUGGAACGUCUGGGACCCCAUCCGCGCCGAAGGCAGCAAGGGCGCCGAGGAGUCCUACACCCUCUCCGACGCCCUCGCCGUGGCCGUGUACCUGAACGUCUUCGUUCGCAAGAGCAAGGACGUCGGUAUGGCCUGCAUCGCGCAGACCGUUAACGUCAUCUCCCCCCUCAUGACCACCAAGGAUGGCAUCAUCAAGCAGACUACCUGGUGGCCCUUGUACCUCUUCUCGCGGUACAUGCGCGGCUGGACUAUCAGUGCGCACAUCGCCUGCGGUGUCUACGAGGGCGAGACCUCUCCGAAAUGGGUCCGCGGAGUCAAGGACACCCCCUGGUUGGACGUCAGUGCUACGCUGGGCGAGGACGGCUACGUCAACGUGGCCGUGGUCAACAUCCACGAGGAGAAGAACAUCGAGACGAAGCUGGAAGGCCCUGCCGGGGAGGUUGCCGUGUUCACGGUCACCGGCGACAGCGUCGCGGCUUGCAACAUGAACGGAAAGCAGGAGGUCGGUAUCACCGAGAGCACCUGGGACGGCAAGGGUGCGUACGUGUUCCCCAAGCACUCGUUCACCCUGCUCCGAUGGAAGGCGUAGACUGGAUCAGUCUGCCUUGUUUACAAAUGAAUCAUGAAC